AUGAGAGCCAGAGGAAUACCCGAAAAGCUAGUGCGAUGGAUUGGGUCAUUCUGUUCCAACCGUACAGCCUCUAUUUUGGUCAACGGACACUUGUCUGAAACCCAAACAUUACAUCAAGCAGGGUUGCCUCAAGGGUCGCCGCUUUCACCGAUUUGCUACAUUUUCUUCAAUGCCGACCUGGUACAGAGACGCAUUGAUGCCAAUGGCGGAGCCAUAGCUUUCGUAGACGACUUCACGGCCUGGGUCACUGGCCCGACGGCACACAGCAACCGAGACAAGAUCAAGGCCAUUGUGGAAGAGGCGCUGGACUGGGAAAAGAGAAGCGGCGCGACGUUUGAAACAGACAAAACGGCUAUUAUCCACUUUACCCGCAACGCACGAAAAGCCGACGCAGCCCCAGUUAUGAUCCGGGGGCAGGCAGUAAUGCCAAAAAAUCACGUCAAGAUUCUGGGCGUCAUCAUGGACUCACGCCUUAAGUACAAGCAGCACAUCGCACGAGCAUCGACAAAAGGGCUUGAAGCAGCCAUGGAACUGAAACGACUGAGAGGACUUUCUUCUGCGACAGCGAGACAACUAUUUACAUCCACGGUGGUUCCGCUGGUCGACUACGCGUCAAGUGUGUGGAUGCACGCAUAUCAGGACGAAUUAGUUGGGCCCAUCAACCGGGUUCAGAAAGCGGGCGCACAAGCGAUUGUCGGGACAUUCCUCACGGUCGCGACUGCAGUGGCAGAAGCGGAGGCCAGUCUAUUGCGAGGUGUGCCGGCGGAGGAGCUGGAAUCUAUUCAACCGUUUACAAUCGAGCCAUGGAGAGAGCGGAUCGGAGCCGUGUCAAAUGGUACAGUGGAAGGUGGUCCUUUGGCAGCAGAAGCCAUUGUGGCCACGAGCAGCUCCGCGCGUAACGGGGUAGUUGGGGUGGGCGGAGUGAUUCAAUGUUCAAGUACGACACAAUGCAAUGUGCAACGAGAGACCUUCUCAUUUACGCUCGGGCCAAGAGCAGAGCAGAGCCCAUAUUCAGGAGCGUUGGCGGCCAUGGCGUAUGUGCUGCGGCAUGUACCGAGUGGUUGCAAGCGCGUAUCGAUCCUGACAAGAAACAAAGCUGCGGUGCAAUCUUUGAAGAAUCCACACCAGCAGUCGGGACAAGAAUUUAUCCGUUGCAUAUACGACUCGAUACAGGAUCAACAAGAAAAUGGAGUUUCCAUUUCGAUUACCUGGAAGCCGACAGAGAGCGACGAUGAGCUCCUUAAUGUGGCGAAGAGAAAAGCGAAGGAUGCUACUCGAGAAGGAGCGCGACCUGAACAACGAUUCCCAAAGAUGCUCUCCACCACCUUCAAUAUCGAGAAGAGAAAGCUCAGGGCAGAAAGGCAUAUCCCAGAGAACGUAGGGAAAUACUCGAAAAGCAUUGACACAGCCUUGCCAGGCGAAUACACGAGAGCACUGUACGAAGACCUACCAUGGAAUGAACGGACUGUUCUGGCUCAGCUCAGGACCUACAUGAUCAGGCUGAAUGGAUACCUCCACCAGAUAAGGGCGGUACCGUCAAGCCAAUGUGCUUGCGAACUCGAACGCGAAACAAUUAAACACUUCCUCUUCCGUUGUCCGAAAUGGGAGGCACAUCGAAAGGAGAUGACAGAAUGCACCGAUACACAGCGAGGCAACAUUUCGUUCUACGUCGGCGGGAAGUCUCCGUCCGAUGGAACAAAAUGGAAACCCAACAUGACAGCAGUCAGGGCUACGAUCCGAUUUGCGUUGGCCACUGGCCGAUUGAGCAACGACUAA
Messenger RNA from Beauveria bassiana ARSEF 2860, 1776 nucleotides. RefSeq names its product reverse transcriptase. The record is from RefSeq and is a predicted model, not a curated record. The transcript is spliced from 2 exons. Bases 1 to 1776 code for a protein of 591 amino acids. Gene Ontology annotation, molecular function: nucleic acid binding. NCBI's taxonomy places the organism in Eukaryota, Fungi, Ascomycota, Sordariomycetes, Hypocreales, Cordycipitaceae.